UCCUCUGCGACCAACACCAACAUGUCUGCGAAACUGAUCCUCCUGGUGGGCGCCCUCGCGGCUCUGGCCUCCGCCGUCCCCCGUCCCGACUCUCCUCCCGUCUACCACGCUCCUCACCCGACCUACAAGCAGCCAGGAAUGCCCUUCGACUUCAGCUACGCCGUCAGGGACCCCUACUCGGGCAACGACUACGCCCACGCCCAGACCAGCGACGGUCACGUCACCUCCGGAUCCUACAGCGUGGCUCUUCCCGACGGCCGAACCGAGAUCGUCGAAUUCACCGCCGAUCACGACAACGGCUACGUCGCCAACGUCGCCUACGAGGGAGAGGCCUCGUACCCCGCCCCCGCCCCCUACCAUCCCCCUCCCUACCACGCCCCCCGCCCCUCCUACCCUCCUCCUCCUCCCCACCCACAUGCAUAAGACCCUUCCAUCCUCAAGGCACAGGCGGCUCUGCCAAAAGCUCCUUGCUCACCAAAUAUCCGACGCCAAAGGAAGACUUUUCAAGCCCAAGCAUCAUUAAAUUCACGCCAAAGGCACAAGGCAGAACCAGGGUGCUUCCUGUGCCUCAGCCUCAUCACCUCCACAUGGAAAUUCAUUGCAACAUUGCUGACUCGUCCUGUUCAUGUUUUCACAAGUGAGUCGUCUUCUAGUCGCUGUAAUUUACUCUUGUCAAUAAAUGUUUCUCG
Molecule: messenger RNA, 689 nt
Organism: Penaeus vannamei (Pacific white shrimp)
Lineage: Eukaryota; Metazoa; Arthropoda; Malacostraca; Decapoda; Penaeidae
Source: RefSeq, a predicted model, not a curated record